CACAAAGACUUAAGAGAGGAAACAGAAAGACUUCGAUUGCCAAACUUGAGAUCUUUCAAUUUCUCAUGAGUUUUCGUCGAAAUCACAACGUUGUAAGCGCAUUCCAAUUAUCAACAGAUGAAGAAUUUGCAAGAGAUAUAACAAACGUGCGCUUUGCAAAGGAAGGUGCAACGCUUUCGCGCGAAAUACGCUGUGCAGAUUCACGCCGAUGUCUUGUCAAGAUAGACAAUAUCACACGUGAAAUUUUUAAAUUUACGUGAUCGUCACGUCACGUCGUGUUAAUACUUUCGGGACGACAACAUCGCGAAGACAAAAUGAAACUUGGCUUCAUUGUCAUGUUCGUCACGAUUCUACUGGCAUUAUUGAUUACUUCAACGUAUAGGAUAAAUGCCUUUGAAGUAGAUGUUAAGCAAGUCGAGGACGAUUAUGCCAAAGUCCUGAAUCUUUCAUUGAUGUUUUAUGAAGCGCAGCGUUCUGGGAAAUUACCAAGAGAGAAUAGGAUCCCAUGGCGAGGCGAUUCUGCAUUGUAUGACUCUGGUUGGGAGAAUGAAGAUUUAACCGGAGGAUACUAUGAUGGUCAUAAUUAUGUAAAGUUCGGUUUCACAAUGGCUUUCACGACGACAGUUUUGGCUUGGGGUGCGAUCAGUUGGCCGGGAGCUUUUAAUAUCGCUAAUCAACUCGACGAAAUUCGUAAAACUAUCAAAUGGUCUACCGAUUACCUUAUCAAAUGUCACAUAAGCGAGAACGAAUUGUAUGGACAAGUGGGCGAAUUUGAUUUGAAUGAAAUAUUUUUCGGAAGACCCGAAGACAUGUCACGUAACACCUUUAGACCAGUCUACAAAAUCGAUGCGAAACAUCCUGGCUCUGAUCUUGCCGGCGAAACAGCAGCAGCUCUCGCAGCUUCGAGUCUCGUCUUCAGAAGAAUCGAUCCCGAGUAUAGCGCCAAAUGUCUCAAGCAUGCGAAAGAACUUUACAUAUUGGCCAAUCAUUAUCGUGGCUUUUAUCACGAAACGGUACAAAGAUAUAGAAAAAGUGCGAAACAAUUUUACAAUAACACUGAUUACGGUGACGAGUUAGCGUGGGCUGCUAUUUGGCUCCACAAGGCGGAACCACACUUCGAAUAUCUCAAUGAUGCCGAAAAUCAUUAUCAGAAUUUCCAUCUCGAGAAACGACCAAAUGAAUUUUCCUAUAACAACAAGAUUGCCGGAGUUCAGGUGUUGCUAGCUCAAUUAACACGAAAAUUGAAAUAUAAAAAAGCUAUUAUCGAUUUUUGCAACUUCUCAAUGUAUUAUCAGACACGCACGCCUAAGGGUCUUUUGUAUAUUGAUAAAUUAGGUACUCUUUCUCAUGCCGCUAAUAUAGCCUUUAUUUGCAUGGAAGCUGCGGAUUAUGAAAUUGGUCCCUUGCAUCAGUAUGAUAUAUUUGCCAAAGAACAGAUUGAUUAUAUACUGGGAUUAAAAGCAGGAAGAAGUUACGUAGUCGGAUAUGGUGUUAAUUCACCGCAACAGCCGCAUCAUAUUGCAUCUUCUUGUCCGGAUAGACCAAAGUUCUGUAGAUUGCAAGAAUAUAACCAAACUAUAGCGAAUCCGCAGGUUCUUUAUGGUGCUCUAGUUUCCGGACCUGAUGAAAAUGAUGACUUUUUUGAUAAUCGACACGACGGUGAUUAUACGAGUGUAAGGUUAGAUUAUAAUGCUGGUUUUACUUGUGUGCUCGCAAAACUGUUACAACUGCUUUGUUAUGAGAUACGUAUGUCUUCUUCUACUUACGAUAGGCUAUUCAAUGAAAUUAAUUUGUCAUAGCUGUAAUUGACAAAUGUAUAGAAAUAUUUCCGUAUUUAGAAAUCAAAUAGACUAUUUAUCGUGUGUGGACGAUGUUCUUAUGUA
Camponotus floridanus (Florida carpenter ant) is the source of this 1883-nucleotide messenger RNA. RefSeq names its product endoglucanase 10-like. The coding region runs from base 315 to 1799 and encodes 494 amino acids. The transcript has 7 exons. Gene Ontology annotation, biological process: carbohydrate metabolic process. The record is from RefSeq and is a predicted model, not a curated record. Lineage: Eukaryota; Metazoa; Arthropoda; Insecta; Hymenoptera; Formicidae. Gene Ontology annotation, molecular function: hydrolase activity, hydrolyzing O-glycosyl compounds.